AUGGACACUCUGGUCUUGUACAAACAGUUGGCUCUGCCUUGGCAUCCUAUCUGCUGCCUAGGUGGUUCUGUGGGGCGGGCCCACAGACUGGGGAGGGUGGGGCAUCCAGGGAGAUUUAAAGAGCUCCCAAGGCACACCCUGUGCCCUGUGCUGCCGCCGGAUGCCUCAGCUCCUACCAUGGCCGAAACCACCAAGCUCCAGCUGUUUGUCAAGGCCAGUGAAGACGGCGAGAGCGUGGGUCACUGCCCUUCCUGCCAACGGCUCUUCAUGGUCCUGCUCCUCAAGGGUGUGCCCUUCACACUCACCACAGUGGACACACGAAGGGCGUUGGAUGUGCUGAAGGACUUCGCGCCGGGCUCACAGCUGCCCAUCUUGCUCUAUGAUGGGGAGGCCAAGACAGACACGCUGCAGAUUGAGGAGUUUCUAGAGGCGACGCUGAGGCCACCUGACUUCCCUAGCCUGGCACCUAGGUACCGGGAGUCCAAUACCGCAGGAAAUGACAUCUUCCACAAGUUUUCUGCCUUCAUCAAGAACCCAGUACCUACACAGGACAAUGCCCUAUAUCAGCAGCUGCUCCGGGCCCUGACCAGGCUGGACAGCUACCUGCGUGCACCACUAGACCAUGAACUAGAAAGGGAGCCACAACUUCGUGAGUCCCGACGCCGCUUCCUAGACGGUGACCAGUUCACACUGGCUGACUGCAGCCUGCUGCCCAAGCUGCAUAUUGUAGAUACCGUGUGUGCACACUUCCGCCAGAUGCCCAUCCCUGAGGAACUGUGUGGUGUCCGCCGCUACCUGGACAGUGCCCUGCAGGAGAAGGAGUUCAAGUACACGUGUCCACACAGUGCCGAGAUCCUGGCAGCUUAUCAGCCUGCUGUGCACCCCCGUUAGCACCCCUGACCCCAUACACUCAUCUGCAGCCCCAUAAAGGCAUCUCUGCCCCAAGUUAAGCGUGUCCUGAACAUCCAAGUGGCCAGAGGCCCACAAUUACGCCAGCCCAACCCCAUGGUAAGAAGCAUAGUUCAAGAAGACAGCCUAAAAUGAUGAGGGCGGGAGUCCAGUAGGCAAGGUACAGCUCAUCCUCUCCAUGGUGCUAGCAAAGGCCUGGGGCCCCCUACAGCUGCCCUGGCACAGUGGCAUCAGGGAUCUAGGGGACUGGAUUAGUCUCCCAAACCAGUCAGGCCAGAGCUGGGCGCGGUGCCCUGGAUGGCCAAGAAGGGUGGGGAGCAGAGCCCCAUGGAGCUCAACCUCUGGGAUCCUGGCCAGGUGGGUGGUGGCAGGCCUACAUUCCUUAGUCCUGCCACAGGCUGUGGGCCAACCCCACCUCCUCCUAGAAGGGGCUUCCGCUGCCUGACACUCUGUAGUGGCCUUCCAAAUAUGCCAUCUUCCCCAAGACAACUCCUCUGUGCAUCUCUGUAUGGGACAGGUGUGACCUGUCUUGCCUGGGUGGGGCUUAGAAGUGUGGGACAGCAUUCCAAGCCUUAUGAAGUCCUGGCCCUACCAGGCUGGGACCUUCUCAGCUUCUGGGCUGGCCAUGCAGAAACAACACAAGUCAGUCUACGAAAGCUCUACCCUAGAU
This is a messenger RNA of Peromyscus californicus insignis, 1579 nucleotides long. RefSeq names its product chloride intracellular channel 3 (gene Clic3). The transcript is spliced from 6 exons. NCBI's taxonomy places the organism in Eukaryota, Metazoa, Chordata, Mammalia, Rodentia, Cricetidae. Bases 1 to 891 code for a protein of 296 amino acids. The record is from RefSeq and is a predicted model, not a curated record.